CACUUUCUCCUGCAGGUGAACGUGGGCUUGUGCAUCAUAAGCAUUAUUAUGAUGGCGACCACCAAUUCUCUGAUGUGGACAUUCUUUAGUCGGGGCCUCAGUUUCUCCAUGUCUUCGGCCAUUGCGUCUGUCACAGUGACUUUCUCGAACAUCCUCAGCUCGGCCGCGCUGGGCUAUGUGCUGUACGGAGAGUGCCAGCAGGUCUUAUGGUGGGGAGGAGUGUUCCUCAUCCUCUGCGGACUCGCCCUGAUCCACAGGACCCUCCCUCCGGCCCGCAAGACCCUUCCGCACAAGUGCCAGUAGCCCUGGUGGCUGGGUGGCCCGGCUGGGAAGGCCGAUGCUUGUGCUGGCACGUGGGGACCGCUGCGUCCCAGGGCGACCUGUCAGCCACGGAGACACUAAACUGGCCAGGCCUUCAGGCCAGGCCUGCACCCCAGGGGCGCGGGCCUGUGACCCAGCAGCCUGAGGUGGACAGCGCUGGCUUGCGUAAGGAGGCGCCCCACUGGCGUCCUGCAGGAAUCCUGACCCACAGCGCUUUUGGUGCUCACGCUCCUGGGCCGAGGCAGGUGCUGGAGACCGCGUCAUGGGUCUGUUUCAUGUGGCCCUGGAAACCAUUGUGUAAUUGUAGUCCUGUUGCCUGACCAAAGCUGGUUUUGGAUCGGGGACCUGCAGGGCUUUCUGACAAGUCACGAUGAUGUAUCAGCCAUCGUGAUGUGCUUCUGUGCUGCGGCAAGAGAAGAAAA
Molecule: messenger RNA, 743 nt
Organism: Condylura cristata (star-nosed mole)
Lineage: Eukaryota; Metazoa; Chordata; Mammalia; Eulipotyphla; Talpidae
Gene: TMEM42
Product: transmembrane protein 42
Exons: 2
Source: RefSeq, a predicted model, not a curated record